Messenger RNA from Chrysochloris asiatica (Cape golden mole), 267 nucleotides. Its product is annotated as small EDRK-rich factor 1-like. Bases 1 to 267 code for a protein of 88 amino acids. The transcript has a single exon. The record is from RefSeq and is a predicted model, not a curated record. Lineage: Eukaryota; Metazoa; Chordata; Mammalia; Afrosoricida; Chrysochloridae.
AUGGUAUCCAAAAUCGUAAAGCCUGAGGACUGGGAGCUAGGACUGUGCUUCCUCCGUAGUUCUUUUUUUUUUUUGGUCCUUGCAGGUGGAAAUCAAAGAAAAAUUGCCCACCAGAAAAACAUGAAGAAAACUCAGGAGAUUAGCCAGGGAAAAAGCAAAGAGCAUAGUUUGACUACUUCUCAGAGAAAACAGAGCGACUCUGAGAUUAUGCAACAAAACCUUAAAGCAGCUAAUGAGAAGAAGUCUAUGCAGACAAUGGAAAAAUAA